Molecule: messenger RNA, 1004 nt
Organism: Sabethes cyaneus
Lineage: Eukaryota; Metazoa; Arthropoda; Insecta; Diptera; Culicidae
Gene: imd
Product: protein immune deficiency
Exons: 2
Coding region: 112-897 (261 amino acids)
Biological process (GO): signal transduction
Molecular function (GO): protein binding
Source: RefSeq, a predicted model, not a curated record
UGAUAAAAGCAAUAAGAGUGAUUAAGGUUUUUUGUUUUUUCUUAGAAAUCCUGGAGAAAUCAAACAAGAUCGUCAGUUUUAUUAGUAAAAACGCAAAGCUGAAGAAAUAUUAUGGCAAAAUUCGUUAAUUUAUUCACGAAUUUGUUCCCUAAAACAAAUUCAAAGUUGGAGUCUGAUGCAGCAAUCAUUCCGAGACAAGACGGAAAGAACAGCGAGAGCAGAAAGCUGGAAGCAAGCAAUUCCGAUUCACAAAUAAUUCAGAGUACAGAUGUUUCAAACUCGUCUGCAACCCAAAACGCUUUGCUUUCUAAUAGUGCACCAGGCGAGCAUUUAACAAUCGUAGACUCACCUUUAAAUUUAGAACAUCCAAAUGUUACAAAUAAUGUGCACAACAAUAUAUUGUCCGCCCCGCAAACAUCGAUUAACAGCACGACAGGAAUUCAUGUGUAUCAAAUUAAAAAUGCAAGUAAUGUUCACAUUGGCAAUAGCAUCACCAUUCAUUCGGCUAGUGCUAUGGAUAAUCAUACGAAAACUCUUGUAACAAAUGGUAACAAAAAAUGGUCAAACCUGAAAUUAUCAGAAACAAUUAGGCAAAUGAUGGAGUGUAAUGAUGAUCUAGAUACUGAGAUGAUGGACACCAUUUCCAGACAUUUAGGUUACGAAUGGAAAAGUUUCGCUAGAACUUUGAAUUAUUCUGCAGGGCAGAUUGAAUCAUUCGAGUGCGACCACAAAACACUUUCUGAGCAAAUUUUUCAUUUUGUGUUGGAUUGGUCUCGAAACGACGAUGAACCAUCGUUAGGCAAGAUGGGUAACCUAUUAUGGGAACAAAACCACAAAGAGACUGUCUAUUACAUGAAAAUACUAUGGAAAAAUCGGAAACAAAAUGCCGCGGUGUAAGCAUUUUGCAAACAAGUGCAUAAUGCAGUACGUUCUUACACCUAUAAGAUAACAUAUGCACCAUUCUAUAUUUUUGGAAGACGCGAGAUAAUGUAACUCGUGAUUUU